AUGCAGACUGUUGGAAGCUUAAUAAUUUCAUCAGCUAUACUUCUUACAAGUCUUCAAUUUGUCAAAGCUGCCAGUCCAUUUGAUUCUGUCUUUAAAAAAGCAGCUGAAGAAGAUCAAAGAGAUAGAGAAAAAACUCAAGAAUUGCCACUGAAAAAUACAAUCUUUGAUUUUAUCAUUGUCGGCGGAGGUUCGGCAGGAUGUGUGUUAGCCAAUCGACUAUCAGAGAAUCCCAGGUGGAGUGUUUUAUUGAUAGAGGCCGGAGGCAAUGAAAAUAUCGUUCAUGACAUGCCGAUUCUGGCGCCCAAUUUACAAAAAACUGAUUCCGAUUGGCAAUACAAAACUACACCUCAGGAAAAUGCUUGUUAUGGAAUGCGCAAUAGACAAUGUUCUUUUCCACAUGGUAAAGUACUCGGAGGAUCCAGUUCCAUUAACUAUAUGUAUUAUACUCGGUGCAAUAUGAGGGAUUACGAUAAUUGGGCUGCACUAGGAAACUAUGGAUGGUCUUUCCCGGAGGUUUUUCCCUACUUCCUGAGAUCCGAAGGGGCGCAUUUGAAAGGUUUGGAACAGUCCCUUUGGCACAAUCGAACUGGAGAACAAAGUGUUGAGUUUGUCGAAUUUAAAAGUGAAAUAGCAAAGUAUUUUGUGAAGGGCGCCCAAGACGCAGGACUCAAGUCUGUAGAUUAUAACGGCUAUUUACAAUUAGGUGUUUCCUUUGCCCAAGCCACUAUUCGCAAUGGACACAGGGCUAGUUCAGCAAAAUCGUUCAUUGAGCCCAUCCGGCAGAUUAGAAGAAACCUUCGAGUGAUCAACUUUUCAACGGUGAUAAAGAUAAAUAUUGAUCCCACAACUUUGACAGCGUAUGGAGUUGAAUAUGUUUACAGGGACAUAAUGUAUUCUGUUCGAUCAAGAAAAGAAACAAUACUAUCUGCGGGAGCAUUGCAUUCUCCUCAGUUGCUUAUGUUGUCCGGUGUUGGACCGGGAGAGAACCUUGAACGUGUUGGAAUACCACAACUUGUUGAACUUCCUGUUGGUCAGAUUCUAUAUGAUCAAGUUUCUCAUUUCGGACCAGUUUUUACCACAAAUACCACUGGAUCGACAUUGCUUGAAAAUACAAUCACUCAGAAAGAUCUUGAUCAAUAUUUUGCUGGAAGUUCAGCGACAAGGAUUUCCUCAACUGCAGGAUUUGAAACAAUAGCAUUUCUUCGAACCCAUAACUCAGAUACACCCACAGAUGUACCAAAUAUUGAAAUAGCAAUGGGUGCAGUUAGUUUGGCAAGUGAUGGUGGCAAAGUUAUUAAAGAAGCUGGAAACUUUCACGAUGACAUUUACCAAAAGGCUUUUAGCGAAUUGGAAAACCGUGAUCAUUUUAUCACCUUUCCUUUGCUUUUAUAUCCGAAAUCAAAAGGCAAUAUUUGGUUGAGAGAUCAAAAUCCAUUUAGCCCUCCAGAAAUUAAUCCAAACUUUUUGAAAGAACAAGAAGAUGUUGAGUUACUCUUGGAGGGUAUAAAAGAGGCAAUUCGAAUCGCCGAAACACCUUCAAUGCAAAAGAUCAAUGCAACUUUGUGGAAACGUAAUGUUCCGGGAUGUGACGAUUUGGAAUUCGCUACUGAUGACUAUUGGAGAUGUUCAAUUAGAGUCUUAUCGUACAAUAUUUAUCACUACAUUGGAACGUGUAAAAUGGGACCAGAUAGAGAUCCAAUGGCAGUUGUUAGCCCACAACUUAAGGUAAGAGGUGUAAGAAGAUUGAGAGUUGUCGACAAUAGUGUUGUGCCAUCAAUGCCGGCAGGACAUACAUAUGCGGUUGCAGUUAUGAUUGCGGAAAAAGCAGCUGAUUUAAUUGAGAAAGAAUGGGAGCCAAAUUGUUGUUCUAUUGAUUAAA
Episyrphus balteatus (marmalade hoverfly) is the source of this 1879-nucleotide messenger RNA. RefSeq names its product glucose dehydrogenase [FAD, quinone]-like. The record is from RefSeq and is a predicted model, not a curated record. Gene Ontology annotation, molecular function: flavin adenine dinucleotide binding; oxidoreductase activity, acting on CH-OH group of donors. NCBI's taxonomy places the organism in Eukaryota, Metazoa, Arthropoda, Insecta, Diptera, Syrphidae. The coding region runs from base 1 to 1878 and encodes 625 amino acids. The transcript is spliced from 2 exons.